Geosmithia morbida is the source of this 1689-nucleotide messenger RNA. RefSeq lists its product as uncharacterized. Lineage: Eukaryota; Fungi; Ascomycota; Sordariomycetes; Hypocreales; Bionectriaceae. The record is from RefSeq and is a predicted model, not a curated record. The coding region runs from base 1 to 1689 and encodes 562 amino acids. The transcript has 2 exons.
AUGAGCAGUCUACUCCCCCCAGGUUGGGAUAUCGACUACGACGGCGCAAGAUGGGUAUACACACACCAACCCACCGGAUCAGCGCAAUACCAUUUCCCCCGCGAAGGCGACGAGUUCCCCGAGUUUCCCGACGUCACCGGCCCGACGCCAGAAGAGAGGCUCGAAUCCCAGAGGCUAUCGCGGAGACAGGCGCCCAGCUGUCCCUCUGGAAGCGGCGGCGGCGGCGGCAGACACCAGCACCGCGAUGCCGAUGUCGCAGACAGAUGGCGUCCACGCAUGUCAGCCACGGUUGCCACGCCGGUGGGUGACAAUCUACUACCUGUCGGUGGAAAUCGCAACGGGUACGAGUACGACGACGACGUCAGGCUCGCGAGGGAGGCUACGGAGGUCAUGUCCCCCGGUAGCCUGCUAUAUCUCGGACCCGGGCUGAGCUACCGCCGCUUCAGCACGAGCACCCUCGUCGACGACGGGAGCGAGGAUCCCGACCUAGCCAGUUGGAAGGCCUGCGAGAAGGAGAGUCCCCAGAUGGCACCCCGGUCGGAGAAUACCCUCUCUCUCGCACCGGUGGAGGGUACCCGUACGGAGGACCGAACGCAUGUACCCCGGCCUUCUUCCGUCCCUGCCGCGAGCAUGUUACCCCAUGUUCACGCACCCGUCGAGCUGUCCGGGUGCAGCCCAGAGUCAGUCGGUCUCGUGGCCGAAAUGCCAGCUCACGACGUGUCCUGCCGGGCAGAUGCGGCCGAGAGCUCGUCGUCCACGGACGAGGGCGCAACCAGAAGACGAGGCUCUUCCGCCGUGUCCCUCCCCCACGGCUCGGACGGCACCGACGAGGCUCCUACCCCCUCGCCGGACUGCGUCACGCCGCCCUUGCGGCCCAGAAGGCAGUCUAAUCUGCGACAUACCGUCACGUACCCUGACGAGCAGAGCUCGUAUUCACCUAUCGAGCUGCCCGUCGAUGCCGCGCACCGCGUACACGAGACGCCUUCUUGCUGGAGGGAUGUCGGCGCCGAGGCCCUCUCGCGGAUCGAGAAGCAUGCAGACCACGCGCCAGCCGCACCACCGAGAUCACUUCCCAUCAGGGCUUUGCAGCAGACGGCGUCGUCACCGACGCCUAGAACCCAGUCGCCUGCCAUAUCGAUGGUCAGCUCAUCGUCCGGAGGGGGAACUCUAGGUGGACCUCCCCCGUCCCCACCCACGCCAUCUCUAUCCCAGGUCGCCUUCUUCCCGUUCCCUGAGCGUCCUCGUCCGGUCACAGCCGCUCCUGUCCUUGUUUCGAGUGGGACAUUUCUAGGCCAUCCAAGCCUCGUCUCGCGGGAUGCCCUCGGUACAAAUUCUGUCGCUGUCGGUCGGGAACCCGGUGUGUUGUACACAGGAAGCAGCAGACCACAGGCUCAGUCCCUGGAGAAGCAGCUGCCUUCCCUGCCACCCAGCGUCACUGGUGCCCCCAUCCCAUCUAGCUUGGCCCCGGGUGUGUGUGCUCCUCGCCGGCAACCUGCUAGGCUUACUCCUUACCCGGAUACUCCUUACCCGGAUACACCGGUGCCAUAUAUGCCUGAAUCGCUGGUUUCGCCGCCCAGCAGCAAUGUGGAUCAUGGCUUCCAUCUCCCGUCGCGGCAGAAGCAGGACAAGCAGAAGCAGGUGCAUCAAUACCUGUGGGGAAAACAUGGCAGUGGAUGGAGGAGGUCCUGA